AUGGUAAAGUCAGUUCGGCUCCACCUCGCAACCCAUCCAGCAGCGGUCAUGAAGCAGAUAACAAUCAUCCUUGUGGUGUUGGCGGCGGCGGCGGCUCAGGGGAACCCCCAGGGCUACAAUAUCCAGGGUCCAGGUGGCUUAGGGUCCCAGUCAGCUUCCGUGCCCGCCAACUACGCCUUUCAGUGGGAGGUGGAUGACGCGGCUUCGAACAACUUCUUCGGCCAAGAGGAGCAGCGAGAGGAUGUCAACACGCAAGGAAGCUACUUCGUGCAGCUCCCCGACGGCCGCCGCCUGAAGGUCGACUACUUCGUGGACGAUACCGGCUAUCACCCGAGUGUCAGCUACGAGGGCGAGAUCAGGCUGUCUCCGGGCGGCGGCGGCGGCGGCGGUGCCUCUCAGGGUUUCUCCAAGCCGGCCUCGGUGCCUUCGCAGCUGUACGCUCAGCCUGGAAAAUAA
Molecule: messenger RNA, 456 nt
Organism: Penaeus monodon (black tiger shrimp)
Lineage: Eukaryota; Metazoa; Arthropoda; Malacostraca; Decapoda; Penaeidae
Product: pro-resilin-like
Exons: 3
Coding region: 1-456 (151 amino acids)
Cellular component (GO): extracellular matrix
Source: RefSeq, a predicted model, not a curated record